Alternaria arbusti is the source of this 984-nucleotide messenger RNA. RefSeq lists its product as uncharacterized. The transcript has 2 exons. Bases 1 to 984 code for a protein of 327 amino acids. Lineage: Eukaryota; Fungi; Ascomycota; Dothideomycetes; Pleosporales; Pleosporaceae. The record is from RefSeq and is a predicted model, not a curated record.
AUGACGUACCAAUCUGAAGAUGGGAAGUUGCUCGCAUUAUUGUCAGAUGAUACAACCAUUAGAGCCCUACUUGCUCGUUCAGACCUUACGCAAAAGCAUUUCGAAGCUAUCAAAACUAUCUAUAGCCAUUUCGCCAAGACUACAGAACGCUACCGUACGAAUCCUAACAGUCCCAUCCCAGUCAAAGAGUUUAGCACCGAUGAGCUCGCUAAUGACAACGUUCCACGACAAAUGGUUCGAAAGCCGGCAACACCAAAAAACCAAUUCAGCCGAUUUCUGAAGCUAAAGGAGAUGACCAUCCCAAGCCACAUCUCUCGUCACAUUGCAGACCAUGGAAGCGACCCCCAAGCGUUCUUCUCUCGCUCUGAACUCCAACACCCUAUCCACAAAUACGACGCUCAGCAGGCUGGGGAUGCAUUUCUCGCAUCUUACUACCACACCAUCCAGUUGCAUGAAAACAUGGCAGCUGAUGCAGCCAUCUGGGGUUUUCUCAUGCUUCAAUAUUUUGACAUCUGCCAGCUCCUUCGCCCUGGCGCUACAGGUAGUCGCAUGGGAGUGACCCAGCUAGGAGAUAUCCAGUUGUUCUUAGCACCUCUCGCUGCUGCAGAUAUCGCAGGGGGCACAAAGCACCCGAAAUUCAACCUCAGCGUUGCGGCGGAUGACAUUUAUGAAUGGUGUACGUACGGCGCGAAGAUUAACAUCUUUGUGUCAGAGUUUGGGCCUGGUUGCAUCUUCCCGCUGGCCAAACAUCUCUCCCAGGACUUUCUUAAAAACAAGGUCACAAAGUCUGGAUCUCGCCACGAUGAAGCGAUUAAUCACCUACGGAACAAAUUAGGCCUAGCUACUCUGCUACGCGAUUCUGGUACUGGUGAGCUAGGAGAGCAUAUUAGAGCAUUCUUGAUUCGGCCAUUCAAGCUUUUGCAUGAGCUUCAGAAGGAAGAUAGUUAUGCCGAGACGGAAAUACUGGACAAGGAAGAGUCUUAG